This is a messenger RNA of Rubroshorea leprosula, 1138 nucleotides long. Lineage: Eukaryota; Viridiplantae; Streptophyta; Magnoliopsida; Malvales; Dipterocarpaceae. The record is from the annotation of a GenBank genome assembly.
UAGACUGCAUAGGAGGGAAAUGACUCGGCGAAGUGCUGCUUCAUACCUUGAUAUUUUUUUUUGGUGGUCACUUGUGGCCAUGACUAUGCUUCUUGCUCAGGCUGAAAAGCCGGCUACAUAUAUAUUCGGAGACUCUGCUGUUGAUGAUGGGACCAACGAUUACGUAGAGGGAUGCCUAGCCAUGGCAGAUUUCCUUUUCAAUGGCAUCGACCUUCUGAGAUUGUUGGGAUAUAAGAGAAGUCCACCACCAUAUUACUACCAUGUCGUCCAUCCCUCUGCUUUCAAGCAGAACAUCCUCUAUGGCGUCAACAUUAAAAGAUGUACCAUAUUACUACCUUGUCAUUCAGGAGGAGCUGGAAUUCUGAAUGAAACAGGACAGACACUAUAUGUCAGUUUCAUUUCCUCCGUCCAGCAGUUUUCAUAUGUCCGCGAAGUCAUCACCAACAUGACUGGUAGUGAACAAGCUACCAGUUCCAAGGCUUUCUUUCUCAUCAGCGUUGGAAGCAACCACUUGUUUGACUAUCUGAACAACCAAACAGUGUCUCCACAGGAGUUCCUGCAGACUACACUAACAGCGUACCAAACGCAUGGAUUCUACAACGGAACUGAUGACUUCUUAAGCAGUUUCAGUUAUGCAUAUCCGGAUGUGAAGUAUUCACUUGGAAAUAUAUUCCAAAUGACUAAUUACAUCAUAGAUGAUCCGUUAGCUUUUGGUAAACAGUUUUUAUCCUUCUCCAAUUUUCCUUCUUUUUAUCUCUCCGUCUACUCCUUAAUGCUCAUGGAUUUUCCAGCUGCUAAACUUUAUAGGUAUCAUCCAACUGAGGCUGUUUCAGAGUUGGCAGCACUAACCCUCUUUGGGGGUUCAGUAGAACUUGUCAAACCAGUGAACUUCAGUCAGUUGUUGCAGGUUAAUGGCCAAGAGAUAUUCCAUUAAAUGCCAUCAAUCUCUGAUCACAAAACAGGAGUGCUUGAUGUUUCCUCUUCAAUUAGUCCAAGCAUUAAUAAGAAGUUGCAGCUAAGAACUAUACUAUUUAUCGGCCAUCUGAUUCAAUAAGAAUAAUGCUGCUAGGUUUUUUUUUUUUUUUUGUAAGAAUAAUGCUAUUUGAUGUUACUAUCAUUAUAAAGCAUACUAGUUCAU